AUGGCUGCUCGUCAUUCUCGUAAGCUUCUGCGACCGCUGCUCUACACUUCGGCCGCGGCGGCGGCCGGUGCCGGAGCGCUAUACAUUUCCUACCGUCCACGAAACAUCCCCGGUCUCGAAGGUCCCGCUGUGCCCUCCCCCGGUUACCAUGAAGGCAAACUGGUUCCCCCCAGCUUCCCUACCAUCAAAUCUCGUCUCCAGCAGAUCCAGGACUUGAAGAAGAGCGAGGCUUCCGAUGAGAUCUACGACCUUCUGGUCGUCGGAGGUGGUGCGACCGGUACGGGCAUUGCCCUCGACGCCGCUACCCGUGGCUUGAAGGUGGCGUUGGUCGAGCGGGAGGAUUUCAGUUCCGGAACGAGCAGCAAAAGUACGAAGAUGGUGCACGGUGGUGUGCGUUAUCUGGAAAAGGCAUUCUGGGAAUUAGACUAUAAUCAAUACGCACUCGUAAAAGAAGCGCUUCGAGAGCGCCGGUACUUCUUAAACACUGCCCCUCAUCUUUCAUCAUGGCUGCCCAUUAUGGUGCCCCUGCAGAAGUGGUGGCAGGCUCCUUAUUUCUGGGCCGGUUGCAAGGCCUACGAUUUCCUGGCUGGAUCCGAGGGAAUCGAAACCUCUUACUUCUUGACAAAGAGUAAGGCCAUUGAGUCAUUCCCUAUGCUCAAGCGUGAAAACAUUGUUGGAGCUUUGGUGUACUACGAUGGUGCACACAACGAUUCUCGUAUGAACGUCUCCCUUGCCAUGACCGCGGCGCUCUAUGGCGCUACCGUUGUUAACCACAUGGAGGUCACCAACUUGACCAAGGACGAGUCCGGCAAGCUGAAUGGAGCUCGUUUGAGGGAUAUGAUUCCUCCCAAGAAUGGAAAGCCCUCCGAGGAGUUCGGCAUCAAGGCCAAGGGUAUCAUCAACGCCACCGGCCCUUUCUGUGAUGCUAUUCGUAAGAUGGACGAGCCCGAAACCCAGGAAAUUGUUGCCCCUAGUUCCGGUGUCCACGUUGUGCUCCCCGGAUACUACAGUCCUGAGAGCAUGGGUCUGAUUGAUCCCGCCACCUCUGAUGGCCGUGUCAUCUUCUUCCUGCCAUGGCAGGGCAACACCAUUGCCGGUACCACCGACGCACCCACCACCAUCACCCAGCACCCCGAGCCCUCAGAGAAGGACAUUAACUGGAUUCUGGACGAGAUCCGUGGCUACCUCGCCUCGGAUAUUACUGUGGAGCGCAGCGAUGUUUUGGCUGCGUGGUCUGGUAUCCGUCCUCUGGUCCGUGACCCAGCCAAGUCCAGCUCUCAGGCUCUCGUCCGUAACCACUUGAUCUCCGUUUCCAAAUCCGGUUUGUUGACCUGCGCUGGUGGUAAAUGGACGACUUACCGGCAAAUGGCCGAGGAGGCUGUCGAUGAGGCUAUCAAAGCCUUCAAGCUGACCCCUCGCAAGGUCACUGAUGUUCCCGAUAUCAGUGGUGUCGGUGGGAGUGGACUGGUAGCGGACGGUGCGACUUUGGACGGCACCUGCCAAACUCACCAGGUUCGCCUGAUCGGUUCCCACGGUUUCUCCAAGACUCUCUUCAUCAACCUGAUUCAACACUUCGGUCUCGAGACCGAUGUCGCACAGCAUCUGACGGAGUCCUACGCGUAUCCCCCCCUCUACCCCUUCGUGGAUGGCGAGGUCCGCUAUGCCGUUCGUCACGAGUACGCCCAGACUGCCGUCGAUGUUGUUGCUCGUCGCACCCGUCUGGCCUUCCUGAACGCCGAGGCUGCAUUGGAGGCCUUGCCCACCAUCAUUGACUUGAUGGGUGAGGAACUGGCCUGGACCAGCCAGCGUAAGGACCUGGAGUUCAAGGAUGGCCUCACUUUCCUCCGCUCUAUGGGUCUUCCUGAGAGCUUCCAGAGUUUGUCCCGCUGGGAGGUCCAGAAGGGCAAGGUGAAGGAUAUUGAGGUGGAGCAGCGCAAGAGCUUCUCUCGUACUGACGGACUACCAAUGGACUGUCCAAAUGCUUCUGCUAACUGGUCUCCCAAUUACUCCUCUCGUCUUCUUUACUUCUCACCCAGCACUAUGGAGAUGAAGCCGCCAGGCGCCAGGCCUACGCGAGAUUCGUCCAAAGAUGAUACCGAGCUUGAGCCGGGAGUCGCUGAUAUCGAGACCCAACCGGCGGCUCACGAUUCGCUGGACCCCUUUGGCGAUGAGAGCAGUGCUACGGUCAAAUACAAAACGAUGGCAUGGUGGUCGGUGACCGGCGCAUGUCCAGUGCACAUUGGCUUCACUGACAUCCAUCUCAGGCAGGCAGGAAUGAGUGAGCAGGUCUCGAACCGAGACUUUCCCGCCCCACGACUAACACCAACAGUCAUGAUCGCAGAGACCAUCUCUUUGGGCAUCCUGGCUCUACCCAAGGCACUUGCUGUUCUUGGUCUUCUACCGGGAGUAAUGACUAUCUUGAGCAUUGGGAUCAUCUCCACGUACACAGGUUACACCAUUGGGCAGCUAAAACAGCGGCACAUGGAGAUUCAUAGCAUGGCAGAUGCCGGUGGCCUUUUCUUGGGUCAAUGCGGUUGUCGGGUGCUGGGAGCAGCGCAGCUAUUGUUUUUUGUGUUUGUGAUGGGGAGCCAUGCUCUGACGUUUUCCAUCAUGAUGAACGUCCUCACAGGACAUAGAGACUGUACCAUCCUCUAUGCAUCCAUCGGCGUGCUAGUCUCAUUCGUCUUGACUUUACCUCGCCGGCUGGAGCGACUAUCACAUCUCUCAUCUGUCAGCUUCGUUAGCAUUAUCGGUGCAGUGAUGGUUGGUAUGAUUGGGGUUUCUGCUCACCAUCUGCCACCUCCGGUGAUUGCGGUCUUUCCCCCACAUCCCACUGUGCAUGACGCUUGCCUGGCUUUGGCAAAUGUCGUUUUCGCCUAUGCCGGCCAUGUGGCCUUCUUCACUUUCUUUUCCGAAUUGAAAGACAUCCACGACUUUCCUCGGGCUCUUGCUAUGCUUCAAAUCUGUGAAAUGAUUCUGUACACCGUCACUGCCGUUGUGAUCUAUGUCGCUGUCGGGUCUGAAGUCACCUCUCCCGCGUUGAAUUCCGCUGGGAAGUGGUUCCGCAUCAUUUCUUAUGGCAUUGCAAUGCCUACUAUUGUGAUUGGAGGGGUGGUGAACGCCCAUGUUGCAGUCAAGUUUAUAUACAUCCGUCUGUUCCAAGGCACUGAUGCAAUGCACGCCCGAUCCCUUUCGGCCCGAGCGGCCUGGGCAAGCAUAUGUGCAACCCUGUGGAUCUUGUCCUGGGUGAUCGCAGAGGCUAUCCCGGUGUUCAAUGAUGUACUCGGGCUGACGGUAUGGUAG
Molecule: messenger RNA, 3303 nt
Organism: Penicillium chermesinum
Lineage: Eukaryota; Fungi; Ascomycota; Eurotiomycetes; Eurotiales; Aspergillaceae
Product: glycerol-3-phosphate dehydrogenase GUT2
Exons: 7
Coding region: 1-3303 (1100 amino acids)
Biological process (GO): glycerol-3-phosphate metabolic process
Cellular component (GO): glycerol-3-phosphate dehydrogenase (FAD) complex; mitochondrion
Molecular function (GO): glycerol-3-phosphate dehydrogenase (quinone) activity
Source: RefSeq, a predicted model, not a curated record